Messenger RNA from Porites lobata, 522 nucleotides. Lineage: Eukaryota; Metazoa; Cnidaria; Anthozoa; Scleractinia; Poritidae. The record is from the annotation of a GenBank genome assembly.
CAGGUUCAUAUCACCAGAGCCUCCAGUAUCCCCGGCCACUGUAGUACGUACGCCCUAACUGAUACAAAAGAAGAGUGUCUUCAAGAAAUGUGUGACCACGCCCUCGACAAGAGUUGUCCCUUUCGUGAUCGGCUGAAAGACACUUUAAAAGAAAUUGAGUUGAAUUUGAGCGAAGCGAACCUGGAUGAAGAAGACCAGGAUGACGUCAUGUACUCGUUUCAGCAAGCUUAUACAGCAAUAGAAGCUUGGAAGGGUCAUCAACUGAGAUCUAUUCAACAGGAUAAGGCCUGCACAAACAUCAUAGAUACCCUGGCAGAAAGUUCAGUGUUAAUCACUCAAGACUGGGCGAUGAAAUUCUUGCCCCGAAAGUGCCGGGAAACCCAAGCCGACUGGUUUGCUAAGAGAGGAAUCUCUUGGCAUAUCAGUACCGUCGUACGUCGAAAGGGAAACCUGCAACACCGAGCAUUUGUCCACAUUGCGAAGAAUUGUAAUCAAGACAGUGACGCGGUGGUAAGCGUUUUA